Molecule: messenger RNA, 1255 nt
Organism: Pecten maximus
Lineage: Eukaryota; Metazoa; Mollusca; Bivalvia; Pectinida; Pectinidae
Product: RNA-binding protein 8A-like
Exons: 6
Coding region: 40-540 (166 amino acids)
Biological process (GO): RNA splicing
Cellular component (GO): nucleus; cytoplasm; exon-exon junction complex
Molecular function (GO): mRNA binding
Source: RefSeq, a predicted model, not a curated record
UGUGGCGCCACACUAGGUACACACGCGGCUCAAACAAAGAUGGCGGAUGUUUUAGAUUUACAAGAAGGAGGAGAUGAAUUUGAAGUUGAUGAGGAAGGCGAUCAAGGAUUGCAGAAACUGAAAGAAAAAGCCAAGAAACGGAAAGGAAGAGGAUUUGGCUCAGAUGGCCCAACAAGAAGUGGGGUUGAGGAUUUUGAGGCGAUGGAUGUGGAUGAGGAUGGCGGCCCUGGACCUCAGAGGUCUGUGGAAGGGUGGAUCUUAUUUGUGACUGGCGUCCAUGAAGAAGCACAAGAAGAUGACUUACAUGACAAAUUUGCUGACUAUGGUCAGAUCAAAAAUCUACACAUCAACCUGGACAGGCGAACAGGAUUCCUCAAGGGUUACGCACUGAUAGAAUAUGAAACCUUCAAGGAAGCCCAAGGGGCCAUGGAUGCAUUGAAUGGAUCUGACAUUCUGGGUCAGAAAAUCAAUGUUGAUUGGUGUUUUGUGAGAGGGCCACGAAAGAACAAAAAUCGCAGAGACACGCGGAGGAGACGGUGAUCUUUUCAAGGACUUGUGUAAUAACUUCUGAACUUUUAAAAUCCAGUGUGUGAAGGAUGAGGAGGAAACUUUAUACAUUGCUAUUGGACAGACAACCAAUCAUCCCUCUUUGUGCCUAAGAGGUAAAUAACAGUUGAUAGAUUGGAAAAAGUACUGCUGCAGAUUUGCAGUACUGAUGCUCGGAGCUGUCUUGUGACCUAGUUUUGAGAGGACGAAUGAUUCAGGAUGACUGAUCAGUGGACAGGGAGACUUAGCGUUACUAAGAGUAGAAUAUAGUGUUGCAAAAUGACAGUGGAAGAAUCAGUCCUCGGAGGAAAACAUCACAUUUCUGUGUAAGAGAUGUACCUGAUAUGUCAGUUUUAAUGUCCUGUAGAAACUACUCCUGUCACAAUAGUUUCUGUAUAGUGUUUAAAUUUAAUGUGAUCAAACUUUGUUUUUCUUUCCAGUUUUAGAAAAAUUAAGUUGUUUCCUGUGUUAAACACAUUUCAUAUUAGAUAGAUGUUCCUGGGUCUAUGAUGGCAGCUUUUUAACAGUGUGGUUCAAUGGUCCCGAGGUGUUGGAAGUACAACACGGUUUGAUAGGAGUCUGGUAUUUUAAUGGUAUGGAAUCUUUAUCAAUAAUUAAUGUUGUUUACUGUUGUAUUAUGCUCAUAAAACAUUGUCAGGAUCAUAAACUUCAAUAUCAUGUCAUAAAUAAACAUAAGAAACAAAUUGAG